Molecule: messenger RNA, 8001 nt
Organism: Mirounga angustirostris (Northern elephant seal)
Lineage: Eukaryota; Metazoa; Chordata; Mammalia; Carnivora; Phocidae
Product: zinc finger protein 883-like
Exons: 3
Coding region: 974-2941 (655 amino acids)
Biological process (GO): regulation of transcription by RNA polymerase II
Cellular component (GO): nucleoplasm
Molecular function (GO): RNA polymerase II cis-regulatory region sequence-specific DNA binding; DNA-binding transcription repressor activity, RNA polymerase II-specific
Source: RefSeq, a predicted model, not a curated record
GAGUGGCAGAGGGAGAAGCAGGCUUCCCGCAGAGCAGAGAACCCGAUGCGGGGCUCGAUCCCAGGACUCUGGGAUCAUGACCUGAGCCGAAGGCAGACGCUCAACGACUGAGCCACCCAGGCGCCCCAAAACAGUUACUUUACCAGCAAAAAUCGGUUUAUUUGGGAAUAGGUGAGAAUUACAAUUCUGGACAUGCAAGCUACAGCAAAACUGUAGGCGAGUCUAACAAAGGAGAUGAACGUUAUUUUAUGGAGAGGAAGGAGGAAGUUAGGAGGGGCUGUUCUGAAGGAAAGUCCAUUGGAGAAGAGUUCAGGGUGAUUAGUUUCUCAUUGGCUGAGUUGCAGGGCCCAUUCAUUUCUUGUAGGAGAUGCAAUGUACAUCUUUUCCUGUUGGGGCCUGUAAUUGAGGAUUUCUUUCCUGUUGAAGAUUCUUCUGUUGGUAAUUCUUGACUUCCAGUGGUACCAAAUGAGAGCUCCCCCUUUCACUCCAUUUUAGUGAGGUUCCCCUUUACUAAGUUUCACAGCACUGUGAUCCCACUGGCCCUGUGCUAAACACUUUCCAUGAGAAGAGCUGUAGUAUUUAUCAAAUUUCAUUACUGGAUUUUGAGUUAGAGCUUAUUCUGGGAGAGCAUCAGAAUCCCCAAGAGGGACAAGGCACAGAACGUUCAGGCUCAUCCCAGAGUUUCCGAUGGGGGAAAAUGCAGACGUGAAGCUGUUCCCCAGGGGCCCCCUCAGGGCUGGUCCCUCUACUCCAGAAUGCGGGUCACCCGCAUCUCUGAGGGAGGAGAUCUGGAGUAGCCCCGAAGAGGAAGCUAAAACACACCGCUGCCAUUCUUAAUCUCGGGCUCCAUUUCGCAGUACCCCUUGCGGUGCCACCUGGGCGUUGCCAAGGGGAACUUGCGGGCGCCCCCGGCCCGGCCUAUGCGGGGCAGAAACUACAUCGACCAGAAGGCUACGGGGAGUGGCGGCGACCUAUGAGCCAAUCACAGCACAGAAGAGCUAUUUCCUCCGGCUCCCGGGCUUCCGGCGUUUCCCUUGCGGACGUUCAUUUUGCUCUUGACAGGUCGUUAAACAGCGCCCUUGGGGACCUGAGCUCUGGGUCGGGGCCGCUUUCCAGGCGCCUCCUUGGGACCCAGCCGGGGAGGACACUAAGGAGGAUGAGAUCAACUGCCGCGCUUCGUACCAGCCGAUCUCCUGACUGGGGGACCUUUGAGGACGUGGCCGUAUACUUCUCCCGGGAGGAGUGGGAGCUCCUUGAUGAGACUCAGAGGCACCUAUAUCACAAUGUGAUGCUGGAGAACUUGGCUCUUGUGGCCUCACUGGGUUGUUGGUGUGGAGUAGAGGAAGCCCCUCUUGAACAGAGUGUUUCUGUAGAAGGAGCACUCCAUUUCAGGACCCCUAAAGCAUGUCCUUCCACCCAGAAGGCCAACACCUGUGACAUGUGUGGCCUGGUCUUGAAAGACAUAUUACACCUGGCUAUGCAUCAGGGAAUAUACCCUAGGCAGAAACCGUACAAGUGUGCGACAUGCGGGAGAGGCUUCUGGCUCAGUACAAACUCUCACCAGUGCCAGAAGGAGCACAGUGGAGAAAAACGCUUCACAAGUAGCGAACGUGCUAAGGAUGUCCUGGACAGCCAUGACCUCCUGCAGCAUCCAGCCACCCAGAGCACGCGGAAGCCACACAGGAGCACCACGCACAAGGAGGCCUUCCACCCCAACUCUAGCUUCCAGCAGCAGCAGAGAGUCCACGCCACGCAGAACCCCUUCAAGUGCAGCAACUGUGGGAAAGGCUUUCUAAAGGCCUUCAUGCUCCUAGACCACCUGCUCACUCACUCCAAAGAGAGACCCUGCAGAUGCCCAACAGGGGGAAAUGCCCCUAAAGAGAACUCCACCGUUGUUCAUCCCCAAAAAAAUCACACUGGAGAAACAUCCCAUGUGUGUACGGAAUGUGGGAAGGCCUUCAGCCACCUUUUUAAACUGAGUACACAUCAGAAAGCUCAUAUUGGAAAACCGCAUCACAGUUGCAGUGAAUGCGGGAAAGCCUUCACCCGAAAACACUCCCUUGUUCAGCACCAGCGAGUUCACACUGGAGAACGGCCUUAUGAGUGUGGCCAGUGUGGGAAGGCCUUCACUCGCAGCUUCCAUGUUGUUCGGCAUCAGAAAGUUCACAACACAGAAAGGCCUUAUGAGUGCAGACAGUGCCGGAGAGUCUUUAGCUGUAUCGCCAAUUUUGUUGAGCACCAGAAAAUACACACUGGGGAAAGGCCGUAUGCGUGCAAUGAAUGUGGGAAAGCCUUCAUUAACAGCUCUCAUCUUGUUCGGCAUCAGAAAGUUCACAACACAGAGAGGCCUUUUGAGUGCAGCGAAUGUGGAAAAGCCUUCCGGCAAACCUCCAAACUUAUUCUGCAUCAAAGGAGUCAUACGGGAGAAAGGCCUUAUAAAUGCAACCAGUGUGGGAAAGCCUUCAGUUGCCCCUCCAACCUUGUUCCACACCAGCGAAUUCAUACUGGAGAAAAGCCUUAUGAGUGCUCGGAAUGUGGAAAAGCCUUUAGUCAAAGCUCUGCCCUCAUUCAGCACCAGAAGGUUCACACCAGAGAAAGGCCUUAUGAGUGCAGUAAAUGUGGAAAAGCCUUCAGCUAUAGCUCGAACCUUGUUAAACACCACAAAGUUCACACUGGAGAAAGGCCUUACGGGUGCAGCCAGUGUGGGAAAGCUUUCAGUGAGAGCUCCAUCCUCAGUCAGCACCAGAGAGUUCACACUGGAGAAAAGCCUUAUGAGUGUAACAAGUGUGGGAAAACUUUCCGCUACAGCUCAAACCUCUCUAAGCACCAGAAAGUUCACACUGGAGAAGAGCCACCUGAGUGCAGUGGACAUAGGAAUGCCUUCAGCCAGAGUUCCAACCUCACUCGGCACCAUGAAGGUCAUACCAAAGAGAGGCCUUAGGAGUGUGGCAAAUGUGGAAAACCACUAACUAACCGGGGCAUUUUCUUGUUCACCUUAAUAGAGUUCACGCCUGAGAAAACUUCUGUGAAAGGAACCUUUGUGAAGAAGCCAUAAGCCAAAAAUUGAAAAAUACCCUAACACCCCUACCAGGAGAUUGCCAGAUACAUGGGAAGCUUUCAGAAGCUACAUCACACUUUCUAAUCUGUCCAGGUGCUUUGCCAGAUUAUGUCACUGCCAGAUGCCAUCUCACUUCUACCAGCUGGCAGGUCCCCCCACAGCCUGUCAUCUCAGCAUACUCAGGGAAGGCUGAUUUUGUGCUCUCUCAUUCCCUGGAGGGAGACAUGAGUGAUGGGAGCUCUUUGGGGUGGCCUCAUUUUUCAUUUCUGCCCUGUCCCCAGUGGUUCAGGCAUAGCCCUGACCUCUUUCUCUCCAGGGGGAUCUGAAUGGAGUCUGAGGACUUGCAGAAGUAGUUCCCUCUUUUGUGGGUAUUGGGUUUUUUUUUUUUUUUUAAGGUUUUAUUUAUUUAUUUGACAGAGCAAGCACAAGUAGGGGGAGCAGCAGGCUCCCCUCUAAGCGGGGAGUGCAAUGCGGGGCUCGAUCCCAUGACCCUGGGAUCAUGACCUGAGCUGAAGGCAGACGUCUCCAAAUCACCCAACCCUGGAACUGCCUGUCCCCAGAGUGUGUGAUAAAAAAGGAAGGCCUUCCCGUUGAAGCCAUCUUUAAUCUCCAUCGUGUGCAGGGGGAGAUGGAGAACAGAAUUGGGCUCUAACAGGAUAAAGAGGGAGAAAGGCCUUAGUGGGAGACCUCAACUUCAACAGCAAGAUGGCACACAACAGCUUGCAGUCUAGGCCCAAGGCCUUCUGGGACAGGCUGAAAGUCUCUGGGUUAAAUCUUGUGUCCUGGAUGCCAGAACGAUCUGAUAGGCCCAGAGCUUUGGACAUUGGGUAUUGCAAUCUCUAGUCCUUCCUGGGCAGCAGGGGUUGGGUUCUUUGUUCCUGGGAAUGUCCCACAUUCUCCAGUAGAGUUGAAGGGCCACUGUCUCCUGGGACCUAUCCAUGAGUAAGGCCCCUGAUGUCCAGGUUAUCGCUGGAUGUAAGAUCUUUAGGGGCCAGGCAGAAUCAUAAGUGGGUACAGAAACACUGGUUUUGAAGUGAGGGAGUCAGUGAGACUGGCAAACAGAGGAGAUGCUAUGCUUCAGCCACAUCAUACCCACUCACAAGAAUUGUGUUCAACUCCACAUUCAGUAACAAUCACAUCAAUGGCUUUCAAUCAGCCAUGGUAGAAUUUAUACCACAAAAAAAUGAACAAACAAUAGUUCUUUGAAAACAAACAAAAAACAACUGGAAAAAAAAAAACCAACCCUGAUAUGGAGUGUUUGCCAAGUUUGUUGAUACUGACUUUGGCCAUAGGAGAAACUCAGCUCUGCAGAUCUUAGGAAGUCCUGCAUACUCUCACUUGUCCUCUAGCACGAGUACACUGACCCUUUACGAUGUGUAUGCUGCUCACUGCUGGAGCAAAUCACCUAACCUAAUGGUGAUGUGGAUUCCUGUAGUCUCCCUGCGCUGGUCACUUCAAGGCCAUCAAUGCACAGGCAGGAACCCUGGGACUAUAGUCCAGGACUUUUGUAGCUCAGCCAGUAUUCUAGGUCAGUGUGGUGUCCAUGGUCUUCAUCAUCUGUUUUUUGCUGCCACUGAGACAAGGCUGUCCCUGGGUACAGGGAUCAGAGAGGAUGGAAUCAACAUUUGAUUUGCCCCCAUUUUCUGGUUUUCCAAGAGUGAGAGAUCCAUAUGCUUAUGUGAAGCCUUUUGAUUUUAUAAAUGCUGAAAACUUAUAUACAAAAUUUAUAGGUAUAUAAGCAACCUAUAUAUAUGGGCUACACAUGUGUUCCUGGUCCAACACUUGAAACAGUCAGAAAAUAAGCAAAUCAGCUGUCAGGAGCCCAGGGGUCCCCAGAUAUGAAGGCUUUUGGCACAGUGUUUACCCCACAGCAUGUGGCAGGGGAGGGGGCACUGCUGUUGCUACUCCACUCAGGACCCCCCAGUUUCCCGAGGCUGACCAUGUGAGGGAUGGCAGGAUCCCAGGCAGGCUUGUGGUCAGCCAAGCAUGUGGCAGAUCUGCCUAAGUGCUCCCUGCAUCCCAAGGUAUCAUGGCACCCCGUGGACCCUCUGGGUAUAAUAAUUGCCUUCCAUUAACAUGGGGGGCUUGGAGUUAGAACCAAAGUCCAUUUGAACCUUGGGGUAUCAGGCUUCCAAGAAAAGGGAUCAUGGAUCAUCAAGAGCUCAACUCCUUGUACCCAUGUGGCCAGCUAUGGUUAGACAGACCUCAAAACACUGCUCCCAGUGCAUGAAUGAAGUCUUCUGUCUCCUACUCUCCUCACCAGGGAUCUGCACACACCAACCAAAUUAUUGGAACCUCCGUAUUUCCCUGGUGGUACCAGAACAUAGCAAACAAGGGUCUGUUGGCUCUGAGUGUUUCAUCUCUCCACAGUACCAACUUAUGUGAAGCUCAAGUCCUCCCAGCUUGAUGACGUAUACAGGGGUCCUCGGCCUGCUCAGGCUCUCCCUCCUGAGUGUAACAACUGCCUUGCACCACCAUGGAAGGGCUGCUUGGGAUCAGAGUUCAAGUCCAGCUAAGCCAUGUGGAGCUCAGGCCUGCAAGCAAAGUAGGGCAGACACUCAUCAUGAGAACUCAACCCCUUUUAUCCCGAAUGGUCACCUGUGUGUAGACCUUGUAAAAUGAAUUCUUUUGGCAGAGUCCUUGAUUUGGUGAAAUGGCCCUGACUUGAACCUGACUUCUGCUCUCCCCAUCAGGGCUCUGUGCAAGGCAGCUGGCUUGCUGUGUGUGUGUACGUGUGUCUGUGUAGCUCAGCGUGGGCGUGGGCGUGGGCAUGUGCUGGAGCAUCUAAAACAGAGCACUUGUGGCUCAGCGUCUAUAAACUGGGGCUACUAAUGUUCAUCUUGACUCUACAGGAGGACUGUCCUGUGAACAAGCCACAGAAGGAGGCAGUGUAGAGUGACGGUCAGAAGCAGCCCUUCUGGUCAUUUGAGCCCUAGAUCCACUUAGUCCCUGGAGCCAGAUGCCAAGUGUACUUUUGGGUUCCAGGUACCAAAACAGGCCAAGGCAAUUCAAUAGGUUCAACCACUAGUGGAUAGCCAGCCACAUGUAACAAACCUCGAAGUUUCCUCAAGUCAUACGCAAAAGCGAACUCGAAAUUCAUCACAGACAGGGGGGUGGGGGGAUGGGUUGGCCUGCUGGUGGGUAUUGAGGAGGGCACGUUCUGCAUGGAGCACUGGGUGUUAGGCACAGACAAUGAAUCCUGGAACACUGCAUCUAAAACUAAUGAUGUAACGUAUGGGGCUUAACAUAAGAAUAAAAAAAUAAUAAAUAUAAAAAAGACAUAAAACUUAAUAAAACUUCCAGAAGAAAGCACAGUGGCCCUGGAUUUGGUGGAUUUCUUAAAUAUAACAAAAAGCAUGACAAGAAAAAGAUGAAUCAACUGGAUUUGAUCAAAAUUUUUAAUUUUUGCUUUUCAAUAGUCACAUCAACAAAAUGAAAAUGCAAGCCACAGACUGGGAAAACUGUCUGCAAAAAAAUUCUGACAAAGGACCUCAAUCUAGAAUAUAUGAAAAAUUCAUACACCUAAUAAGACAACCCAAUUUUUAAAAAUGGGCAAAAGUGACUUGAACACUCACUUCACUAAAGAAGAUACAUGAAUGGCAAAUAAGCACAUGCCUUCUAUGUAAAAGGUCUUACUAUUUUUUUUAAGAUUUUAUUUUUAAGUAAUCUCCACACCCAACCUGGGGCUCGAACUUAAAACCUUGAGAUCAAGAGUCACAUACUCUGGGGCUCCUGGGUGGCUCAGUCAUUAAGCGGCUGCCUUCGGCUCGGGUCAUGAUCCCGGGGUCCUGGGAUCGAGCCCCGCAUCGGGCUCCCUCCUUGGCGGGAGGCCUGCUUCUCCCUCUCCCUCUGCCACUCCCCCUGCUUGUGUUCCUGCUCUCACUCUCUCUCUCUCUCUGUGAAAUAAAUAAAAUCUUUAAAAAAAAAAAGAGUCACAUACUCUACAGAUAGAGCCAGCCAGGUGCCCCUAAAAUGUGUUCUUUUAUUUAAAGUUCACAACACUCCCACAGGUGUUCUAUAGAUAGUGAGGUGGUUAAGAGUACAGACCGUGGAGCUACAUACUGUACAUUUAUGUACCAGCUGAUAAUUAGUUGUAUGCUCUUGGACAAGUUACAAAGUCUCUGUGAUUCAGUUUUCCCUAUAUUUAAUUGAUAGUUUGUAUGGCUGUGGCAGAUAUGAAGGUUUGCAGGUCCUGAGAAACUCUGUACAACAUCACCCCACACGGACACGGUCAUCAAAGCAGAGUCAUGGCUGCCCCAUAGACAAAGCACAGGCACUCUAGGUUGCCAGUCUCCAAUCCCUAUUUCCUCAUACCCAGUGAUUAUCACUUAAUAUACCCACCUAGUUCUUAUAUGAACGCAGGAGGUAACCCUGCCUAACAGGGUCUGAUGUCUAGAGGGCAUGUCUUUUUAGCCCAGGAGAAGAGCUUCCUACCAUUGUUGCAGGGGGUAUGCUAUGAAAUAUGAAACAUCCUCUAGAACAAGAGAUCAGCAGCUUCUUCUGCAUCACUAUAAGGUUUUUAGAACCACUUCUCCCUUCCCCAGGUGAGCUUUUGGUAUCUGAGUUAAAAGAUUUAGAGCAGAGAAUCUUUCAGCCUUUCCCAGGAGGGCAUAGGAUAGAAAUGCAAAUUAGGAUAUACACUGGAAAGGAAGAAGUUAAAGUCUUUUUUUUUUUUUAAAGAUUUUAUUUAUUUGUCAGAAAGAGAGAUAGUGAGAGCACAAGUAGGGGGAGCGGCAGGCAGAGGGAGAAGCAGGCUCCCCACUGAGCAAGGAGCCUGAUGCGGGACUCAAUUCCAGAACCUUGGGAUCAUGACAGCCCAAGGCAGAUGCUUAACCGACUGAGCCACCCAGGUGUCCCUGAAGUUAAAGUGUCUUUAUUUACAGAUGACAUGAUCUCUGUGUAGAAAAUCCCAGGUCCAUUAAAAGUAGUGCUUAGUUGGUUAA